CAGGUCCAAUCAGAGCAACCGUGAAACCUGAUAAACUCCUCAGAGACUGCCAGCCACCCGUCUGUCAGACACACAGGCAGACAGGCAAACAGACAGACAUGUUGAGGGUGGUGCUGGUUCUGCUGGUGAUAUGGACAUGGACGAGCUUAGCGCUGAUCAGAAUCCCUCUGAGGCGGAUGGAUUCGAUUCGUACGCAGUUGCGAGCCGACGGUCUGCUGCAGAAGUUCCUGAAAGAUCAUCACCCCGACACGUUUAACCGGCGCUACGCUCAGUGCUUCCCUCCCGGCACGCCGUCACUGCGGCCUGGACGCUCCAGCGAGAAAAUCUACAACUUCAUGGACGCCCAGUAUUUUGGUGAAAUCGCUUUGGGGACUCCAGAGCAGAACUUCUCGGUGGUUUUUGACACCGGCUCAGCUGAUCUCUGGGUGCCUUCAUCCUACUGCGUCAGCGAAGCCUGUGCGUUGCACAGGCGUUUCAGGGCAUUUGAGUCAACUUCGUUCCGUCAUGAUGGUCGAAUGUUUGGGAUUCAUUAUGGAUCGGGACACCUGCUGGGAGUCAUGGCCAGAGAGACGCUGAAGAUUGGGAGCCUGACUGUCUUGAACCAGGAGUUUGGGGAGUCAGUCUACGAGCCCGGUGCCGCAUUCGUCAUGGCAAAGUUCGAUGGCGUCCUGGGGAUGGGUUACCCGUCACUGGCGGAGAUCCUUGGAAACCCUGUUUUCGACAAUAUGUUGGCACAAAAGAUAGUAGAGCAGCCUAUCUUCUCCUUCUACCUCAACAGGCACUCGAGUGGCAACAACCCUGAAGGUGAACUGCUGCUAGGCGGAACAGACAAGUCUUUGUAUACGGGACCAAUCAACUGGCUCCCUGUGACGGCUAAAGGAUACUGGCAGAUUAAGAUGGACAGUGUGGCCGUGCAGGGUGUGAGUUCGUUCUGUCCUCACGGUUGCCAGGCGAUUGUUGAUACAGGAACCUCCCUCAUUGCUGGACCAACAAAUGACAUCCUCAGCCUUCAGCAGCUGAUUGGAGCCACACCCACAAACAUCGGAGAGUUCCUCAUUGACUGUGUCAGGUUGUCCAGUUUACCUCAUGUGACGUUUGUCCUGGGUGGAACAGAGUACACACUCACUGCAGAGCACUACGUCAGGAAGGAGAUGCUUGGCGACAGGGAGCUGUGUUUCAGUGGUUUCCAGGCCGUGGACAUCGUUUCGCCCAAAGGCCCUCUAUGGAUUCUGGGAGAUGUAUUUCUGACGCAGUUCUACAGCGUCUUCGACAGAGGACAGGACCAGGUCGGCUUUGCCCCUGUUAAGCACCCAGUCGAAGCCUGACCAAUGGGUUAUUGAUAGAUAGCAACUGUAUGAUCAAUAAACACUAGGCAAUUAAAUAAACUUUAA
This is a messenger RNA of Scatophagus argus, 1391 nucleotides long. It is a transcript of the gene nots, whose product is annotated as nothepsin. Lineage: Eukaryota; Metazoa; Chordata; Actinopteri; Scatophagidae. The coding region runs from base 99 to 1325 and encodes 408 amino acids. Gene Ontology annotation, molecular function: aspartic-type endopeptidase activity. Gene Ontology annotation, biological process: proteolysis. The transcript is spliced from 9 exons. The record is from RefSeq and is a predicted model, not a curated record.